GCUGUUUUUGUUCAUUUUCACUCUUUAUUAUUUGACGAUGCAGAUGUCCAAUUAGAAAAAUUGUUAGUAUCUAUUUUUUGUCACUAUCGACAUCUGUACAUGAAACAUGGCCAAAUGUUUUUAUGUUUUUUCUUUCACAUUCACAACAUGACUAUGUCUCUGUCAUAAAAAAAAAAACGGUUUGAUAGGGAUUGAACCGAAUCGAACCGGACCGAAAAAAUCUUGAACCGAAAAAAAUCGAAUCGUUUUUUACGUGAAAUUUUCGAACCGAACCGAAAUCGGUUCGGUCCGGUUCGGUUCAAAAUCGAACCGGUCACAUCUCUGAUACAAAUAGCUCAACAUCUCUAUGAGAAACGAGCUGAAGCUGAAAAAGCAAAACGAACACUGAAAGAAUUAAAAUAUCGUAUCUUCUAUAAUAGACCACUUCUUUCUUUGGAUUCUAUUGAAAAUUCCAAGACCACAGCAAAUAAUACCAGUACAACAACAACAACAACAAUCAACAACAAUCAUGGUUAA
Molecule: messenger RNA, 516 nt
Organism: Rotaria socialis
Lineage: Eukaryota; Metazoa; Rotifera; Eurotatoria; Philodinida; Philodinidae
Source: the annotation of a GenBank genome assembly